UUUCCCCAAUUGAACAAAACAAAGACGGAGAUUUUGAUUACUCGCAAAAUUAGGGUUGGAUUGCUGCGAUUCCGUUUGCUGCGAGAUUGAAUCUUCGCCAGCCUUGCACUCUUAGUAAUUUUGAGAACUAGCAACAUCCAAAAAUGCUCCUGGAUAGGUAUGGCAUUCAGGAAACCCAUUAUGAGGUUCUUAAUGUCAAGGAAGAUGCAAAUUAUACAGAAAUUCGUGCCGGUUACCGAAGUGCUGCACUCAGUUUACAUCCUGAUAAGCUAUUGAAGACACCCGAGACAUCCAGCAGUGAUCAAACAACUGGAGAGAGAUUUCUCAGAGUACAAAAGGCAUGGGAAGUUCUAAGCGAUUCGAGCUCCCGUUCAUCGUAUGAUAAUGAGUUGAAAAGCUCAAGGCGGGAUAGGGAUGCUUUGGCCGCUGAAGUUGCAGAAGAUUUGAGCUUACAUGAUAUGAUAGCUGAAGAUGCUGAUGAAGCAUUGGAACUGUUUUAUCAGUGCCGCUGUGGUGAUUACUUCUCUAUAGACUCAUUGGAAUUGCAGAAAAUGGGGUAUUCCUUAUUCAGGGAAGGAAGCAACAUAUCUAUACUCAAUGUUGAUACUUUACCAGGAUCAGUGAUUCUUCCGUGUGGAUCUUGUUCAUUAAAAGCUCGUUUGGUACUCAGUACGGAUGACCAUUGAAAUUAUCAACAUUUUUUGUAUGAACUAGUAAGUUACCCGUGCAGAUGCACGGGUCGCGGUCGGUCGACCGCGAUCAAUUUUUCUCAACAAUUUUUAUUUAAAAAAUCUAUUUAUAAUUAAACAUUCAUUAUAAUCGUUUUAAAAAA
Messenger RNA from Lotus japonicus, 832 nucleotides. RefSeq lists its product as uncharacterized. The coding region runs from base 144 to 686 and encodes 180 amino acids. Lineage: Eukaryota; Viridiplantae; Streptophyta; Magnoliopsida; Fabales; Fabaceae. Gene Ontology annotation, biological process: tRNA wobble uridine modification; protein histidyl modification to diphthamide. The transcript is spliced from 2 exons. Gene Ontology annotation, molecular function: metal ion binding. Gene Ontology annotation, cellular component: nucleus; cytosol. The record is from RefSeq and is a predicted model, not a curated record.